This is a messenger RNA of Diachasma alloeum, 1881 nucleotides long. RefSeq lists its product as uncharacterized. The coding region runs from base 1 to 1881 and encodes 626 amino acids. The transcript has 2 exons. NCBI's taxonomy places the organism in Eukaryota, Metazoa, Arthropoda, Insecta, Hymenoptera, Braconidae. The record is from RefSeq and is a predicted model, not a curated record.
AUGUCUUUCGCAGGGAGAUUAUUUAUUCAAGCCAGUAGGACAAAGUUUAUUGAGUCUCGCCACACGGAAUCUUCGUCAGCGGCAGUGAAGGAGCUGUCAGUUACGGAGUUGCAGUCAAAGCUGGAUAUUCUGGAGAAUUACUGGAGCCAAUUCGAGGAGCAGCGCGUGAGGCUGUUCACUGGGAAGGAUAGCGCGGAGGUGCUCGAGUACGAUUACGUGAAGCAGGGGGUAUACGAUAUCUGUCUGCAGCGGUAUUCCACGGCUCGUACCUCGUUCAUUGGACUAAUCAAGUCCAUUGAUGAGACCGUGGAUCUCUCGGAGUCGUUUUGUCGACCCGCUGCACCAGUUCCGUCUGCUCAGGUGACUCAAAGGCAGUUACCGAAGAUCUCGCUGCCAACCUUCUCAGGGGACUUCUACGAGUGGACACCCUUCAAAGAUCUUUUCCUGUUGAUGGUUGUCGGCAACAGUAACCUCUCCACGGUCGAGAAAUUCUACUAUCUCUUGACUUCUCUUGCUGGCGAGCCAAAGCAGUUGAUCUCAACUCUGCCGGUAGCUCAAGAUUCAUUCAUUCCAGCUUGGGAUAUGCUUAUCUCGAGGUAUGACAAUGAACGUCUGCUCAUCUCUACCCAGCUGGAAAGGUUGUUCUCUACUCCGAGGAUCGUCAACCGUACGGCCAAAGAGUUUAAUGCUCUCCUCAACUCCACCACCGAAGCUCUCAAUGCCCUGAAGUCGUUGAGGCGCCCUGUCGAGCACUGCGACGACGUCUUGGUGCAUAUCAUCUCCAGCCGGUUGGAUGUUAAGACGUUGGAGGCGUGGGAAGUUAAGAUCGGCUCCACCACCACCUUUCCAACGUACGCGGAACUCAGGGAGUUCAUGUUGAACAGAGCAAGAGCUAGGGAGAGAAUUGAGCUGCAUCCUCUGCAUGCUCCCAAGACACCAACUUCGAGCGUGCCCUCUCAACCACUCAAAGCAAAGCCAGCAAAGGUACUGAAUGUCUCAACUGGCAGUGCAGUUCAGCAGGCUCGCGGGUCGACUUCGCAGUCAUGGGCAGACCUGACCGCCAAUGCCUGCUCCAUGUGUGAAGAGGAGCAUUUCAUCGAUAAAUGCCCCAAAUUCAAGCAGUUGUCACCGGAAAAGAGGAAGGAGUUCGUCGAAAAAAAGUACCUCUGCUUCAACUGCUUGGGGAAGCACUCCAUUAGUGCCUGUAGGACCACGAAGACGUGCGUUGUGUGUCACAAGCGCCACCACUCGAUGAUCCACAUCACACGCCCUCAGAAUGGUUCUCUGGAGUCAUCUCAACCAGACCAGUUGAAGUCUCAAGAUAGUCUUGCGGUAAAGCUAGGUUUGUUGAAGUCUCCAGCUUUGCUACCUGUCGUUGGUAUUGGUGGAUCAAGGUCAUUCUCAAAGGAAUUCUCUCAGUUCUGUCUGAAGUUUCUGCACUCAGACAAACAUCUUCAGAUUAAGGCCUACAUUCUUGACCAUCUCACAUCAUCGUUGCCGUCGUUCUCAGUCUCAGAUACUCAAGCCUGGGGCCAUCUCGAGGGACUGACGUUAGCUGAUCCGGAAUACAUAGAACCAAGACCUAUUGACCUUCUCGUUGGCGCGGAUUUCUUCGGAUCAAUUGUGGAGCCACAGAUCAUCAAGGGGUUUUCAGACUCUCCUAUAGCAAUGCAAACUAUCUUCGGUUGGGUGGUACUAGGACCUACUUCAGCGGUGAUUCCAAUGCUGGCCAGCUCUAAUCACAUUGCAGUCAGCAACGAGGAACUCUACGACCUUCUCACCUCGUUCUGGCUGCAGGAGGAGGUCCCAAAAUCCGAAGAUAGUGGUCUCACGGAAGAAGAGGCAGAGUGUGAGGAGUUUUUCCAGCGCACACAUUCGUGA